Aspergillus nidulans FGSC A4 is the source of this 3976-nucleotide messenger RNA. Its product is annotated as mRNA-binding protein RRP12. Bases 1 to 3864 code for a protein of 1287 amino acids. NCBI's taxonomy places the organism in Eukaryota, Fungi, Ascomycota, Eurotiomycetes, Eurotiales, Aspergillaceae. Gene Ontology annotation, cellular component: nucleus. The transcript is spliced from 3 exons. The record is from RefSeq and is a predicted model, not a curated record.
AUGGCGACCCUGGCCGAGAGGCUUGAGAAGAUCAAGUCCCCCAAAUUACAGAAUCAGCACCAUACUGCCGUGGUGCUGAACGCUGUGGAGGAUACACUACGGGAUCAGAAAGCAGAUUUCUCGCCUACUGCCUACUUUGCCGCGCUUCUAGCCCUCCUUUCGCAGUCUCUGUCCGCCGCGCAAGGCAUCGUCAAUAAAGACUUAGCGACCUCUGUCGUUUAUCUUCUCGAUAUCACCACCAACUACGUCCCUGCGCCCAUUCUCCAAUCUAAGUUCUCCCAGAUCCUUACCAGUCUCGCCCCUGCGCUUUCCCUCCCAGAGGUUGAUGCUCCGCUUCUCCGACCGUCCAUUGGCUGUUUAGAGUCUCUACUCAUUGCACAGGAUGCAGCGGCGUGGAAUCUCCCCCAUACCCAGAUUGGUCCCCGGCGGGCCAUUGCGGGACUACUUAGUUUGUCCGUGGACCAUCGCCCGAAAGUGCGAAAGAGGGCGCAGGAUGCCCUUAUUAAGGUUCUCAAGACACCCCCGCCUACCCCCGCUCUCGAUCACCCGGCUGCCGAUAUGUGCGCAGAAUCGGCCCUAAAAACCCUUGGCGACAGCAUUGCCGCUGCGUCAAAACAAAAGCGUGGGCGCAACGAUCCUCACAACCGAGAGAACCAUGACCCUCUUGUAAUCCAUUCUUUGCAAUUGGUAAAGACGGUGGCGGUUGCGUCAGGCGGCUGGCCGAGCAAGAAGAUCGAGCCCCUAUGUGAGCUGUUGAUGAACGCAUCCCGAUCAACCAAUGAGUACAUUACCAUGGGCGCUUUCGAAGUGUUUGAGGUUAUCUUCUCCAGUAUGGCUAAUGAGUUCACUUCGUCGAAACUUCCCCGUCUUCUCGAGGCGAUCUCUGAGCUGAAGCCGGCGCAGAAUGAUUCGCAGCUUCUGCCUCCGUGGAUUGCCGUGCUGUCACGCGGUUACGAUGUAUCUGCGCAAAUCAGUCCUGAAGACACGUUUGAGAAGUUACCCGAACUGUUCAACAUGAUCUCCAGCUAUCUUGCAUCUCCCUCGAGCAAUAUCCGAGUCUCCGCAUCUGAGUGCCUGGUUUCGUUUGUCGCCAACUGUAUCCCGGCUAGUGUCAUAAUUGAACCUUCCGUCUAUGACGAAAAAACUCUAGAGAAGCUCGCAAAGUCAACGAAGGACUUGCUUUCAGUGAAGUACCAAGCCGCUUGGAUGGAAGUCUUCAAUGUCUGUGCUGCCAUGUUUGAGAGUUUCAAGUGGCAAUCCAGUCCCUUUCUAGACGACAUCGUUAAAACCGUUGGAGAAUUACGCAGCAACGAAGCUUUCCAAGGUAAGAAAGAGGCGGAUAAUGUCCUUGGUGCCGCUAUUGAAGCCAUGGGCCCCGAAGCUGUUCUAAAUAUUCUGCCCCUUAAUCUGAUUGAGCAGAAAGCUGGCCAACCAGGCCGAGUGUGGUUCCUCCCGAUACUCCGCGACAGCGUCACCAAUACGAAUUUGAGCCAUUUCCGUUCCGAAUUCGUUCCCCUCAGUGAAGCCCUUUACCAGAGGGUCAUGGAGUAUGCAUCGGCGGAGAAGACCGUGGAAGUGAAGAUCUUCGAAACCCUUGUUCAGCAAACCUGGGCUAUUCUCCCAGGAUACUGCGAGCUUCCGCUUGACUUGAUUGAAUCUUUUGACCAGAGUUUCGCCGAACUGCUCUCUAAUAUUCUGUACAAGCAGACUGACCUGCGAGUUGACAUCUGCAAGGCACUUCAAAAUCUUGUUGAGUCUAACCAGGCAAUCUUAUCUGUGGAGAAUGAGAAAGAUGAUCUUAUUCUGCAGCGCAGAAUUACGAAGGAGGCGGCUAAGAAGAAUAUUGCGCAUUUGGCCGGAUUUGCCAGCAACUUGCUGGCAGUUCUUUUCAAUGUGUACAGCCAGACACUGCCGCAUUACCGAGGCUACAUUCUGCAAUGUAUCAAUGCUUAUUUGAGCAUCACGCCUGAGAAGGAAUUGAAUGAUACCUUCGAACGUGUGACUCAGAUGCUCGAGUCGUCGGUGACUUCCGAGCAGGAAGCAGCCAAGCAGGGCAACCAGCCUACAAACUCCGGAGACAAAAUGCCGCCAACUUCCCACACACUCAUUGACCUUGUCAUCGCAAUGUCAAUAUACCUACCUCGUUCGAGCUUUGCUGCACUCUUCUCUCUCGCAGCAGCGAUUCUGAACGGUGGCACUGCCGAUCAGCAGCUCAUCAAAAAGGCCUACAAGUUAAUUCCGCGCUUAGCUACAACUGAGACAGGAGCUGCUGCGCUAAGAGAAAGGAACGCAGAGCUCCAGGGCCUCAUCCUUGCUACGGCUGACAAGACACCUGCAUCCGCGCGCCGGGAUCGUAUGCUCGCCAUCCAUGAACUCGUCUCACACCUCCCAACUUCCGAUCUCCAUUUCAUCCCUUCAAUUCUCUCAGAGGUUGUACUGGGCUGCAAAGAGAGUAAUGAGAAAGCCCGCACUGCUUCGUUUGACCUGCUCAUUCAGCUUGCGAAACGCACCAUUGACCAUGAGCUGAACCCACCGGGCACCACCAUCCGGAACUCUCUUGUCCCUCAUAUGCCUGAUGACGCCCCUGAUGCUCCUGCCACAAUUGAGGAGUUCUUCACAAUGGUAUCUGCUGGUCUCGCUGGUAGCUCGCCACACAUGGUAGCCGCCUCGGUGACCGCGUUGUCGCGACUCUUUUUCGACUUCCACAAGGACAUCCAGUCUGCCAUACGGCUGGACCUGGUCCAAACAGUGGAACUGUUUCUCACAAGCAAUAACAGAGAGAUUGUCCGGUCUGUUCUUGGUUUUGUCAAAGUUGCUGUUGUCGUUCUCUCGGACGACGAGCUGCGUCCGCGGCUGAACACCCUCGUGCCAAACCUAAUGGUUUGGAGCAAAGAGCACAAGGGCCGUCUCAAGAGCAAAGUAAAGGGCAUCCUAGACCGGUUAAUCCGCCGGUUUGGGGCCGCCCCGCUGGAAGAACUGGUCGGCGAAGCGGACCGGAAACUCGUAGUCAACAUCCGCAAGCUUCGCGAGCGCCGCAAGAAGAAGAAGAAGGAAGGCGAAGCCGAUGAUGACGAGGAUGAUGACGAUGGCCACAACCCAGGAACAGCCGACAAGAACGCCAAAUCCUUCGGAAACGCCUUCGAUAAGGCCGUCUACGACUCGGACUUCUCCGACUCCGACGAUGACGCCAGUGAAAUCAGCGUUGACGAGGAAGGAACAACCCAUGUCCAGAGUAAGGGCGGUCGCAAGGCCCAAGGCCGAAAAGGUAAACAGAGCGAGCAGUACAUUCGCGAACUCUCCCCUGAAGAUAACCCGCUUGAUCUCCUCGCCCCCGACGCCCUCGCCAACAUCUCCACCACAAAACCUAGCGUGCGCUUCCUUAACACAGGACCGGGUUCUCGCCGCAAACACGCUGCCAAGGUCGGUCCUGACGGCCGUCUGCUUCUAGGCGGUGAUGACGACGCCGAGGACAUCGAUAUGGCUGGCGGAGACGGCGAUAACGGCGAGAGCGGAAUCAACGCGUAUGUACAGGCCGUUGCUGGACCUGAUGCCAUCCGCCGCGGCCAGCGCGGAAAGAUCAAGAUGGCACAGGCGCAGAAGAAAAAGUCCCAGCGGGACGACGAGAUGGAUGUUGAUGAUGGCAAUGAAAACAGUGCCAACACAAACCGACAAUCUUCCUCUCAAGCUGGGAGGGGAGGUCCAGGUCGUGGCAGUAGUCGCGGAGGCAGCAAUCCUCCUGGUCGUCGGGGUCUGGGAAUGCCCAAGACCCACGGUCCCAGUGGGAUCCAGAAGCGUCGGAAUCCGCGCGGAGGACGGAGCGGGCGAGGUGGCAUUCGUGUUGGAAGAGAAAGAGGGCGGAGGUAACGGAUUUAAUGGAAUGGUCAUUGAUUAUGCCAUAUGAUAUUGGAGUCUACAGAUGAAAUGACCGAUCAAAAAGAUUCAACGCAACGGCUAGAAAAAUGUUAUGAACAUGCAC